AUGAUGCAAUUAGCAGCAUGGUAUCAGAAGAAAAUUAGCUCUUAUGACAAGGAAGAAUGGGAAACUAUGGUGGAACAACUUCUUAUGCGAGGAACCUAUCGCCGACGUAUCGUUGAUUCAUUCUCGUCGCAUGCACGAUCCUACCUUAUUGACGUGGACUUGGUUAGAGGUUCUUCAUUCCCAAAAGCGAAACCCACACUGGGUAUGCGCCGAGUAGUAUGGUUUGCAUUGGUGCGACUAGUAUUUUUUCCGGCGCUCUACCAAUGGUGGGCUCAACAGACAUCCCCAGCGUGCUCUAAAUUCUUACUUGGCUUAUGGUCUUUACAAGUCCUAAAUAUGACUCUUUAUUUUAUGGCUCCAAGCACCAUGGAAAUAGAUCCCAAUUGUUGGCUUCUGCCCUUGGCUUUGAUGGUAGUCUUAAGCGUGGUGCACUCACAAAUUGUUAGUACAACAGAGAUGGAAUUGGCACGUGUGCGACCACGUUCUACGUAUCGACGAAAAUUACCGCGUUAUUUUCGAAGAUCAACAUCAGAUUGCAAUGGAGGCAGUGGCGGUGGAUCAGCCGAAAGCGGAGCUACUUCAAGUCAAAGCAAAACUCCGGCUAAUAAACACACCAAAUUCAGAAGGCGACUAUCAAGAUCUGAUAUAACUGAUGCUGGACUUAGAAAACGGAAAAAAGAAGCCAAAGAUCUUAUAAAAAAGCAAGAACUUCCUGUUAAGAUCAAAUCAGAAGUUAAAAGUAAAGCAAAAGAUUCUGAUGACGAAGAUUACAUGGCAUGGAAAAAACCAGAUUCAAAUGCACCUAUAGUAACUUUCACUCCACCUCCAGAUGAUGCCACUCCUAGCUCAUCUUUCACAUAUAAGCCUAAUAUACUGACUAAAAAGUAUUUAGAAAGUUUUAAUGUGAGACAAAAUCAGCAAAACAAUAUCGGGAGACCAUUUUUUGCUGACGGUGAUGACGGGUUCGAAAGUCUCAAUGGUUACAACUCAAAUGGUAGUGAAGGCGAUAAUAAAGUAAAAGAAAUUGACAGAAUAAAUCCACCUAUUGCAAAUAUAUCUAAGGAAAAAACUAUUCCAAAACCAUCUGUAUUGAAUGAAACAGAAAAUCAAAUAAAUGAAGUGACAAAAGAUUUUUUUAAAAAGAUCAAAAACGACGAUGACGAUAAGUCUAUUGACCCAGACUCAGAUGGUGGAAUUCUUAGAAACAAUACUUCCAUACGUAAAAGAAUUGGAGUACGAUUUAGAAAAUCAUGGGGACAGGAGACGGUGCAACCGGAAUCUAGCGACGAAGAUUUUACUUGUGCAAAGAAAAAAGAAAAAAAACUAGAUAAUUACCAGUCUUCAUCAUCUGAUGGGGAAUGUUCUGCUUCGGCGCCAUCUAUUGCACUACCUUCGCACCAUACCAUGUCAGAUUGGGUUGGGCAAAUAACUAACAGUGAAGAGAGUAGUUACUGCUCACAAUCCGAAGGUGGUCACUCGGAUGUCGGUUUCCACUAUACUGCCGACAGUUCUUGGGAUCCCUUCAGUAUACUCGAUUCUACUAGCGAUACAGUAAAGUGCACAAUGUGGGAGCGUGGGUCGACGUUGCGUGCGGAGUUGUCCGCCGUGGACAUAAGCUGGUGCGUGGUGGCGCGCGCCGAGCGAGCCAUGGCGGCGCACGGCAGCCUGUGGCCGGGGCUCGUCAUGGCAGCCGUGGUGGCGCUGGUCACGCCUGCCAUGCGCUUAGUGCAGAUGGCCAUUGAUAAAGACACUAGGAGCGAGGAAGAGUUACAAGCGCUGUCUCUUUUUUCCUACAUACCGUCUCUUGUUAUCAACUACAGUAGAGGCUCGCCGUAUUCCUUGUUUAGCGGUGCGUUCGGAGAUAACGUGUGGGAAAUAAUAACUAACAUCCUAUCGUGCAUUCUUCGGUUCGCUCUAAGCGGUCUAGUGUUCUUCCUGCUUGCGGUAGCUGAGCGAGCUUUUAAGCAGCGCUUUCUUUACGCCAAGUUGUUUUCUCAUCUGACUUCGGCGAGGCGAGCGAGAAAGUCGGAACUACCACACUUCAGGCUUAACACUGUCAGAAACAUAAAAACCUGGCUUUCCACGAGGUCUUAUUUACGCCGACGCGGUCCACAGCGUUCCGUGGAUGUGAUAGUGUCGGCGGCAUUUAUGCUCACGUUGAUUCUUCUCGCGUGUGUCAGUGCACAACUACUUAGGGACUCUGUUGCACUUGAAUGCGGUUGGUUACUUGAAGCAAUGGUAUGGAGUUGUUGCCUUGGGAUAUACCUCCUACGUUUGUUAACUCUUGGAAGCAACGUGAAUCGCAAAUACAGGGGCUGCCUAUCCGCCAUCUUGACCGAACAGAUUAAUCUCCAUCUUGCCAUAGAGCAGCGACCAGAGUGUAAAGAACAACUUACUGUUGCAAACAAUGUUUUAAAGUUAGCCGCCGAUCUCCUUAAGGAACUGGAUGCCCCUUUCAAGAUAUCAGGAAUUUGUGCCAAUCAUUAUUUGUACACAAUCACUAAAGUUGUGAUAUUGUCAGCACUCUCCGGCGUCUUGUCCGAAAUGUUAGGCUUCAAGUUGAAACUCCACAAGAUUAAAAUUAAAUAA
Molecule: messenger RNA, 2589 nt
Organism: Parnassius apollo (apollo)
Lineage: Eukaryota; Metazoa; Arthropoda; Insecta; Lepidoptera; Papilionidae
Source: the annotation of a GenBank genome assembly